Molecule: messenger RNA, 1791 nt
Organism: Beta vulgaris subsp. vulgaris (sugar beet)
Lineage: Eukaryota; Viridiplantae; Streptophyta; Magnoliopsida; Caryophyllales; Amaranthaceae
Exons: 2
Coding region: 646-1791 (381 amino acids)
Source: RefSeq, a predicted model, not a curated record
UGAGCCUGAAAAUAGCCCUGUUGGGAGAACUAGGCUGUUAGCGGACAUACCCCCACAACUGAUAGAGAAAGGGAAUUAAGGUCUAAGUUUCUUAACGACCCAUCCACUCCUGAGGAGCAAAAUUUGACUUUAAGGUAUUUGACCGCUAGCCAAAGCGGCGAUAAGCAGACGCUUAGGGAACUUAGGCACCAGAUUCUGGCUAGGCGUACCCGUAGACAUCCGCCAGCCGAUGCCGUCCCUGGGCUUGAUGUCCCCCCCCCCCUUAGGGAGCAUGCUUGGUUAGAUAGCUUGGCGGAUGCGGGUGUGAGGGUCCCGUCCAACUUUUACGACCGCUUGCAGGAGUCAGUCACUCCUAAUCCUCCUAUUAUUGAUCUAGGUGACGACAGCGAUUCUCCUGAUAGCAUGGCUCGAGGAGACGAUAAGGAGGCUACCUACCAGCGUCGGACUGACGCCUCUGCUUCGAAGGCUCCCAUGGUUGAAGAGGUUUCCCGGACUGAGGAGGAAAAUGAGACGGGGCCUGGGACGGGAGCUCUUUAGCUUCCGGAAGAUGAUUGUAACGGCCCCCUUUCAGUAGAGAUAGAUGAGCCCUGGCGCCGUGAUGCUUUAGAGCUGCACUAUCCUCGAGUGGCUCGGAAUUUGUAUCAUAUGCCGGAUUCUUACCGGCUGGUCGUGCCGUCCGAGGGAUCUGUCGUCACUGACUGCCCUCCCGGCCAUGUGGCUGUCUACACUCACCACUUCGAGUUCGGCCUUCGCUUCCCUUUGGACUCUUUUUUGGUGGAUAUCUUAAAGGCCUUUAACGUCUGUUUGGCUCAGCUGACUCCUCUAGCCAUCCGCAACAUCAUCGCGUACAUCUGGGUGGUACGCUUUCUCGAUUUCCCCCAGACUCUAAAUUUGUUUCGCCAUCUUCAUUGGUUGAAGAAGAACGGGUCUUCCCGUCUGGCUGGAUGGUGGUCCAUCAUGACGGCCGACAAAAAGAUGACGGUCCAACCUAAAAUGACCAGCUUGAAGGGUUGGCAAGAUGCCUUCUUUUGGGUACGGGUACCAGAUGACUUUCCUGUACGCCGUCAUUUUACAGAGCCUGCCCCUCAUAUGGAGCUUCUGCCUCUGAAGCCGCUAACUAAGGAAGAGUUGGUGGCAUAUGAUUACUUUGCAUCAGCCGACUACGACACCACCUAUGAUGACGGGAAGACGGUUAGGACUAAAGAGCCUUCAACCUGGCUUCCCCAUACAAAGUACAUCCUGGGAGAUAGACCUUUGUCGGCUCUCCUUCUAUCUCCGGCUUAUGAAAAUGGCCUUGACCACCUUGACCUUGACGCUCUCGGCGUUGACAGUGAGCAUCGGCCGUUAACACAUUUGCCCGCUCCUCCCUCAUCUGACUACUUAACCAUGCACAGCUCUACCAACGGGCGUCGAGGAGGAAACCGCCACGGCCCUCAGAACCUUCGGAGGAGGGGUCGCGGCGCGUCCACCAGUGUUCGCGUCCCAAUUGCUGCCGCUACUUCAAAUGCCCCUCCAUCCCCUGCUGUUCCUUUGCGGUCCUCUGCCACUCGGACCGUCAAUAGAGGUGCUAUAAACAGGAGGCGCACCAGGGAGCCAACCGUUGAUGACUCUGCUGCCAACAAAAGGCAAGCAACUGAAGAGCCUGGCGCCUCUGCUGCUAAUGAGGUGGUGCAGGUGGAGGAUCUGGACCCGAAUACCUCUGAAGGUAUUCAGGGAGAGGGUGGCCUUGAUGCCGGCCUGGGUAAUGCUGGCGGCACUUCGCUGCUUUCUCGGUCCACCUCCCAACCUUAG